GUUAUAGAAUCAAAAACGUUCUAUCAAAUCGCAGUUCUGGGGGCUCUUCGCUUACUGGCGCACGAAACAGGACGUUCGUUAAGCGGAAGUUUGUUUCAUCUCUGGAUCCUGCCCUGUUCUAGCCCCACCUGGAGAGGCAUAGAGGGUUUACCAAAUUUUCAAAUUGCAUUGUCGAAUUUCGACUCAGCGGCGUAGUCGGGGAGCAACACUCUCAGGAUACUACUUUCUCAUCAGUCACACUCAAACUGAAGCUGAACCUCAUAUAUGACGCAUCAGAGUGGAAUUCACGCAAGCGAAUACGUUGUUAGUCAGUUGACCUCUGCUCAGCAGAAUGAUACUCGGGUUCUGCAAGUGUGUAUUGAUGACGAGUCACUUGUUGUGACUAGUACCGCUGUUAUGCGAGGUGAUUGGAGAACCGACUACAAUGAAUUGAUUUUGCCUAUGCUAGAUGAUGUUCGUCCUUCCUAUAUACUAUAUAAGCUGGAUACCGUUUCCCAAUUCGGUCACGACUGGGUACUCAUCAAUUGGGUGCCGGAGGGUGCCAGUGUUCGUGAUAAAAUGUUGUAUGCUUCUACGCGAGCUACUUUGCGCAAGCAGUUUGGUGAUCACCUGCUUAAGGAAGAGCUCUGUGGGAGCUAUGAGGUCGAUGUUUGUUUGUCUGGUUUCGACAAGCACAUUGCCUCCAAGGACACUCCUGCUCCACUGACCGCUACUGAAGAAGAAAAGAUUGCUCUGAACGAAGAGACACCAGGAGGAUUUUACGGAGUGUGCCAGACGAUCGGCUCCAUUUUGUUCGACUUCACGGAGGAAGCCAAGGCAGCUACGGAACGCCUUGCUCAAGGGGAACUACAAUAUGUCCAGUUGAUGAUUGACUUGGAGAAGGAAAUCAUAACCACGUCUAUUUGCGAGCGUACAAUAGAGCCCCAUUGUAUUGCUAAACGCACACCAAGUGAUGAGGGGCGCUACCACCUGUAUCGUUUUCUCCAUCAUCAUCAGGGGCAAAAAUUGGAUGCUUUGUUCUUCAUCCAUUCCAUAUCGGGUUACCAAGGUUCUAUGAAAAGUCGUAUCCUUUAUUCUGGCUGCAAGUCUGGACUAUUGUCGCAGUUGGAGCAGCGUUUUGGCCUGAGGUUCGCCCAUCGGCUUGAGACGGACAAUAUGGAAGAGUUUACUACGGAUUACCUCCUGGACUUACUGUAUCCGAAACCUAAAGAAGAUAAGCCCAAGUUUGAAAAGCCUAUGGGUCCAGCUGGCAGGCGACCACGUACACAACUACCGUGAUCCGCCAUUCGUAUACACACCCGUGCCUUCUGCAUCCGUUGCAAUCAUGCUUUGAUGCAUAUUUGUUUCCGCCUCUUAUUUGACCGGCGUAAUCGUUGUUGAGCACUCCCAGGCUGGUUCUCUCUUGGUGCGCAAUCAUUCAACGAUUGGCGUACAGUACGAAUUGGCUAAACGUGUGUCGCAAGUGGCCUCUUUCUUGUCUCCAGAUUACCUACUUUUUCGCUUCACAACUUUUGGUGUCCGAUCGGCACCCUGUGCUUAUCGCUUUUCGCAUAUUUUUGAUGUUACUUGCUACAAUUGUCGUUUUGGAACUUUGUUUUCAGUUAUUUUCAAAUAUUUUGCCAACUAUAAGCGAUUUUUAAGCGCUUGCAGCCCUACUGCGCGCAUCGUGUACUCAGUCUUUUAAGUGAUUAUCUUGGGAUUUCGCCAACUUACUCCGAUAGUCUGCGUUCCGCUUCACCUCUGAUUGAUGAGCAUUCCGAAGUGACUUGUUGUUGUCUACGUCGAUCUUGAUUUUCCGACUUGUUGGUUCGUUUACUAAAAUAUCGAAAAGUUUGCUUUGCGCCAGUUUUGCACUUUGAUGCAGUUAAAAUGAGUUUUUUUUUACACAAUCCACAUUGAUUGCCCCGUAUUUUAUCACACACCGAAAUAAACCUUUUAUCGG
Messenger RNA from Dicrocoelium dendriticum, 1942 nucleotides. Lineage: Eukaryota; Metazoa; Platyhelminthes; Trematoda; Plagiorchiida; Dicrocoeliidae. The record is from the annotation of a GenBank genome assembly.